This is a messenger RNA of Arctia plantaginis, 519 nucleotides long. The record is from the annotation of a GenBank genome assembly. NCBI's taxonomy places the organism in Eukaryota, Metazoa, Arthropoda, Insecta, Lepidoptera, Erebidae.
AUGAGGACUGGAUCGGGAGCCGAUGAAGUAUAUACGCCCAAGCUGUGGUAUUACACAGAAUUGGAAUUUCUCAACGACCAAAUAGGAACACCUUCGUCGGUGUCUUCGUCUGAGUCAUCUUUGCGAUCAGUAUCACAGCGAAAAAAUAAAAAACAAACUGAACAAGAAAAUAGAGACCAAGUACUGGCAAAAAUAUUAAAAAAGCUGGAUAAUAUUGAAGACGAGUUUGAUGUAGUGGGAAAAAAUAUAGCCAACAAAUUAAGGAGUAUGGACGCUGACCAGAAAAUUCACGCAGAAAAGAUAAUUAAUGACGCUCUGUAUUUUGGAACACUGAAACAUCUCACUUUAGACUCAUGUAUUACUGGAACUCUUGGCAGAAUGAGUAAUGUUGUAGAAAAACUUAAUUUUUGCAGUACUUCCUUUGCCAGUGAGGCUACUUAUUCUCAGUCUGUGGCUGGGCCUGCAAACUAUACUAUUAAUAAUAAUAAAAUUGUACGAAGUAAUCAAAAUGUCAGCUAA